Cooperia oncophora is the source of this 3879-nucleotide messenger RNA. NCBI's taxonomy places the organism in Eukaryota, Metazoa, Nematoda, Chromadorea, Rhabditida, Trichostrongylidae. The record is from the annotation of a GenBank genome assembly.
UGUUACAGAACUGAUGAUUCUGAGGCGGAGCGAUCUUCUUCAUUAUCUGCGAGCACAGCGCGAGCUAGGCACGAAAGCGGAGAGCGUCCGGCUCCAAUCGUCAGUGAUCCCGUCACUAGGUUUAAGAAAGGACAUCGUCGGCAAGAUUCGCUUCAGGAGAGCAUAUUUAGUAUGACGGAAAGGGAUCUGAAGACGUUUGAUACAACCGAACUGUUACGACCGUCAAUAGAAGGUGCCACAGAUGGAGUGUCUCUUUUUCACGAGUUGCAUGUGCACAUGUUGUUGUACGGCGAGAGCGGACGUGUUGUGGAUUUGGGUCGGGCCGAAACAGCUUUUCGUAUACUGACAGCCUUGUUAUGUCCUAGAGGUUCCCCUGUCACAAAUCGUAUGCUUUUGAGUUGCUUAGUUUCUUCCGGUACUGCAACUCAGAAUGGCGAAAGCAUUGGCUCGAGUCCCACACUGACAGUAUCACUUGUGGAUUUGAUGGCGAAGCACGUCCGGGCCAUACUCGGUCAACAUUUCUGGGGUGUCACUGGCGAUGAAGAUGUUUCCAAACACCGGCAUCUAACCCUGCUAGAGCUCCUUAUAACGAUCUCAUUGCACUUUUUGCGCUCUUUCUUCCUUAACUCGCCGAUUUCUCCCGUUACUCAAUCAGAUUUGGUGAUGGCAUGGAAGUGUAAGAUAGCAGCGCUCGAUUUUCUGUCCGAACUGCUGGGGGAGCUAAGCGGAAUGAUUUGCGAACAGCAAUCUCGGCCAUUUGUGGCGUUUGUUCAGUCCGUUCUGUCACGGUCGAAGCUACAAAAAUGCUUGCUUCAUCUGCUACUGACUGCAGUGCACGACCCAAGGACGAGUGCCGAAGCAGGACAAGUGAUGCCUCUAUCUGUGUCGAUUGCUGAGUUCAACGAAGGUCGAUCAUCCAGCAUGGGAAGCAAGUUGGCAGGACUUUUAUCGGCGUACAACCGUUCGUUGCUAGGUGUGACAGCCCAGGCUAUUCGCCUCGAAAGUGACAUCAAGAAUGGAUACUCGUCAUUCGGAGACAUGAGCACUUCUGGCGCGAUGAUGAGCCGAUUAAGCAUAGCACAACAAAUUUACAAUACACCAGCUCAUCGAGGUACAUUGCGAGAGCCUAGCCCAUCGCUAGUUGAACUACGAGCUUUCCUGCUGAUUGUUCUAAACGCUUUGAAAAAGCGUCCAGAACGGCACGAAAUGUGGUUCCAGUUUGUUGUACAAAUACUGCCGUGGAUGGAGAGGUCACUUGCAACUGUUAUGGUACGAGUUGUGGAACAACUUUGUAAAAAUAUCGAAACUGCUAUAAAUGUGUGUUAUCCCAACAUCAAGGAUACUGACAGCGCUCUGUCGCCAGUUCCUGACAAUGCCUGUGAUUACCCUGCUUGUUUCAUUACGAUGACGCUAGAAACCAUUACAACGCUGAUUCAUUUCUGUGUGAUUUAUACUCAUGCUGCUGGGUCAACGGUUCAAGCCACAACGCCUAGCAGUGCAGUAGCCCCAAGCAGCGGAGGUGGUGGCGGUAUGGUUGGGCAGGUAGUGGCUGGACUAUUGUUUUGGAGAGGAGGAGAGGCGAUGGCUGUGAUCCCUGGUACCAAAGGUGCUACUGAACUGUUUUCCAAUCUUGUCAAGGUGUUCAGCUUUAGCGAUUCAACAUCGACUGGAGGCGUGAAUCUCUCGAAAAUUGAUGGUUCCCGUGGUAGUAUAACGUUACGGCAAGCUCGCAACGAUAUGCUCACCUCACUCCCGCAUGCUCUCGCCACUAUUUGUGACUUGUGGACUGUGGUCAGGAGCAAGGAGGAACCCCGUCUGCCAUUGGGAUCACCUCAGCAUCUUCGACGAUUGAUCCUGGAUCUACUAUCGCCCAUAGCCCAGCAUCACCAGCAAGCCUUCCUCACAGCGCUUUCUCUGGUUUGGUUGACUCGUUCAGGAACUGGCAUUUCAUCUCAAAAGAAACUGGAUCCAGAUCUGCCCAAUUUCCACUACAGUCCUGUUCAACAUGACAUAGCCAACUUGUUGCUGAGUCUGAAAGUGAUAUCGUUUGAAGAAUUGAUCGCCGCUGUCAAUGAGACACUUAAAGAAGUCGGUGUGAAAGCAUCAAAGAUAGGAGCUGGUGAAAAGGCAACUUUCCCCACUGAAGCACCGUUGCUAGAGUUGGUACAUGGCUGCAUAAAAGCAUUACCGACUGCUCAGCUUCGAUCGUGUUGGUCACCUUUUCAAUCACUGUUUGCCGAUGCCCCACUUGCUAACUUGCCACCACGUGCAGUAUUCCUUCUGUAUAUAAUUCUGUGUGACUAUGUGCGAUGUGCUGGUGCAUCAUAUAUCGUCGAAGACAAGACGAUGUCUCGAGCUGUGCAAGAUGCUGUUCAAAGGCUGACCGAAGCUGUUAAUGCGAUUGUUGGCUGGCAAUUGGAAACAACUACUUGGUUGAAAAGGACGCUCGUUGUCAAGCACGACCAAGGUGCUGAUACGAAAUGUCCUCGAUCGCAAGACGGUAGUCCUUCAGUGGAAGCAAGCACACCUUUGAAUACACCACUGCCUUCGCUGAACCCAUCAGAACAGAACUCCAUGCGUGGUUCGACGCUGUCGCUGAUGACACGACCGUCGUCAUUGGACACUGGUACCACAAGUGUUGGUCCUCUGAACGAGAAGAAGAGCAGCUCCAACUUACGUGGCUCCGUGAAAGACAGUAACAACAACAAGAGAGAUCCUGCACAUAGUACACAAGCUCUUUUUAUCCUAGCAGAGAAUUUGGCUGAGUUGGUGGAUUCUGUUUGUAAGAGUGAUGAUAAAGAACGCCUGUUGCCUACAUUGCAUGCUGUAUGGGGAAAUGUGGUUCCUUAUUUGAAAGCAAAGAAUGCUCGCAAUUCCCGCUUUUUCCUGGCAUCAUCGCAGCUGUUAGCUUCAAUGAGCUCCUUCAGUUACAUGCGCCCCGUAUGGAAAAAGACUACGCUCGAGUUGUUACUCGAUUCAUCUUUCUUCAAGAUGGAUAUGCAGUCUUUGAAACAGUGGUUAAUUGUGACAGACCAUCUUAUGACGCAUGAUAAGACCUCGUUCAAGGAUUUGCUGAAAAGCAUAGCUUAUACGCCGAAUGCGUCGUUCAGCAUUAUGACAUCGAAAGAGCAGGAGUACGAAGCUAGAGCCCAGGCAGUCAAAAGACUUGCAUUCGUUGUCAUGGGAUCUGAACUGGAUCAGUACCAAGGACAAAUGAAUGACAUUCAAGAGCGUCUGUCAGAAAAUCUCCGGGUCUCACAAUCACCAUCAAUACGAUCGGCAGUGUUUCUGUGCAUUCGAGUUCUUCUUCUGCGUUUACGACCACCAAGUCUGGUGGGAAUAUGGCCUAUUAUGGUCACUGAAUUGGUCCAUGUUCUUUUACAAAUGGAGCAACAGCUCUGCGCAGAAGGAAAUGGUAUAGAGGAUCUUGGCUGUGCCAGAGAUGAUGCCUGGAUGCAGCUCUACUUGGCUGCAUGCAAGAUGCUUGAGACCCUCUGCACAUUGCCUGCUGGAUAUCUGGCGCAAUUCCAAAUGUGCCACUGGGCUUUUGUGAAUUCUGUAGCCACGAGUAAAAACGACAUGUUUCUGCCAUUUGCAGGACGAAUAAAUAAGCUUCUACGGACAAAGUUCGGUAAAUUGACACCGGAAGAACUGGCAAAUCUUUCGCCGUCGCUGUGUGGAAUGAAGAUGUUAACAAGUUUCGAAGAACUGCGACCGUUCUUUUAUGCGCUAGCCACCCAAAGCAAAGCGUUGCCAGGGAUACAUCAGAAUUCUGGAAACGAAUCAUCAUUUCUUACCGGAUCGCUUUCAUAUAAAAAUGCUGUAAAUCGCCUAGAACAUGCUCUAUGUGUGGAUUUCGCCGAACAUUGGCAGCUUUAG